AUUCUUGGCGAGCGACAAUAUUGUCGAAUCGAUGUUAUACCAUCUCUAGUGACAACUGUGGCUUUUGCGAAUUCUUCUGUUUUGUUUUUAUUGCAAUUUAUGUAGUUUUGUGCACAUUGCUUUUGCUGGGCCUGGGCAUGUGUUUACAGCGAUUCCUUAUACAAGCGCGAGCUACACUCAGCCGUUAUGUACCUGAGAGAGCGGCAAUACUUGGCGACAAUCAACGCAAACUGCACAUUGUAAUUGGCAAUGAGUCAUGUGAUCUGGAUUCGGCGGUGUCAGCGCUGACGCUUGCCUUCAUCUACGCACAGCGGCAGCAGGAGCACGACUAUGUGCCUGUGCUUAAUAUACCGCGCAUCGAUUAUCCGCUCAAAACAGAGGUGGGACAUAUGUUUAGUAAGUGCGGAAUUGCCGAGCAGUCACUUAUCUUUCGUGACGAUCUGCCACCGCAAUUAAGCAGCAAUUGCAGUGUAAUACUCGUCGAUCAUCAUAUCAGUAAGCUAGCGCCGCACGUAGUCGAGAUACUUGAUCAUCGCCCGCUUGAGAACAAUCCGGCAUUACAGCUGUUGCCAACGCACUGUGUACGGCAAAUCGAAGCUGAGCUGGGUUCCUGUGCAACACUUGUUGGUGAACGUUAUUUGGCUAUGGAUGAGCCGCGCUCAAGCGAGGUGGCCAAACUAUUGCAUGCCACUAUUGUGCUGGACACUAUAAAUUUUUCGCCCGGCGCAAAACGUUUUUGUGCACGUGAUGUGACCAUGGUUGAGCAGCUCGAACGGCAGCUAGAAAACGUUAAUGCAGACAACAAGGAGCAGCGUCAGCUCCUUUUUGAUGAGUUAGUCGCAGCCCGAGCCGACAUAAGCAAGCUUACGCUUGUCGAGGUGCUGCGCAAGGACAUGAAACUGUUGCAGACGGAAAGACACACAGUGCCGCUAGCUGGGCUGCCUAUGCUUGCCCGUGAUUUUAUCGACAAGAACGGCGCGGAGCAGGCGAUAAGGGAAUUCGCCGCAGAUAGCAAUCUAUUGCUCAUACUCGGCAUGUAUGUGCCGCCCAACAAAGCUGGACAAGUGCAACGCGAUAUAGCGCUCAUCUCGCUAACAGGCCAGACACAAUUGGUGGAGUGUGUGCGUAGAGCGCUAGUGGACUGCCAGGAUCCUCCACUUGAGCUGGCCCCACAUGAUGUGGCCAGUAAUUUCAUGGGCGGCUGCUUUCUCCGUCAGCAUAAUCUGCAGGGAACCCGCAAACACAUAUUGCCCGUGGUCAAGCAAGCGCUGUCACAGUGGGAGGCGUCCCAUCAAUGUGACUGCGAUGAUGUUUACUUUUUCAAAGAGAAGCCAAAGCUGGGACUUUCCUAAAGACUGCGUAAUCAACUCAAAAA
Molecule: messenger RNA, 1375 nt
Organism: Drosophila busckii
Lineage: Eukaryota; Metazoa; Arthropoda; Insecta; Diptera; Drosophilidae
Gene: pn
Product: exopolyphosphatase PRUNE1
Exons: 2
Coding region: 138-1352 (404 amino acids)
Cellular component (GO): cytoplasm
Molecular function (GO): exopolyphosphatase activity
Source: RefSeq, a predicted model, not a curated record